This is a messenger RNA of Ceratosolen solmsi marchali, 907 nucleotides long. Its product is annotated as transmembrane protein 165. NCBI's taxonomy places the organism in Eukaryota, Metazoa, Arthropoda, Insecta, Hymenoptera, Agaonidae. Gene Ontology annotation, molecular function: calcium ion transmembrane transporter activity; manganese ion transmembrane transporter activity. The record is from RefSeq and is a predicted model, not a curated record. Gene Ontology annotation, cellular component: Golgi apparatus. The transcript has 6 exons. Gene Ontology annotation, biological process: manganese ion transmembrane transport; Golgi calcium ion transport; calcium ion transmembrane transport. The coding region runs from base 1 to 792 and encodes 263 amino acids.
AUGCCAUCAGAUGUAGAGAAAUUACAAUCUUCUAUAGCUUCAUUUAAAACUGAAAAUGUUACGCCAAUUAAUUCAUUGGAAAAUAUGGGAUUUUUUCAUGCUUUUGUAGCAACUCUUUCAGUAAUUCUAGUUUCCGAAUUAGGCGAUAAAACAUUUUUUAUUGCUGCAAUAAUGGCUAUGAGACACCCCAGGCUAAUUAUAUUUUGUGGUGCAAUUAGUGCUCUUACAGUUAUGACUAUUUUAUCAGUUAUUUUUGGAUACGCAGCUAAUAUAAUUCCACGAGCUUACACUUAUUAUAUUUCCACAGCUUUAUUCGCUUUAUUUGGCUUAAAAAUGUUAAAAGAUGGAUAUUAUAUGUCACCAAACGAAGGUCAAGAAGAACUUGAAGAAGUACAAUCAGAUCUUAGAAAGCGAGAAGAUGAAUUUCAAAAAGAAAGCAGUUCUACGCUCGUUCAAGAUCCUGAAACCGGUAUUAUUAGGAAAUCUCAGAAAAUAAGUACUCUUGUAGUACUUUCAAGAAUAUUUCUACAAGCAUUCUCUCUUACGUUUCUGGCUGAAUGGGGAGAUCGUUCUCAAUUAACAACGAUAAUUCUUGCAGCACGAGAGGAUGUUUUUGGUGUUGUACUUGGUGGAGUUUUAGGACAUUCUUUUUGCACUGGGUUAGCUAUUCUCGGUGGUCGCAUGAUUGCACAAAGAAUAUCAGUGCGAACUGUAACAAUUAUUGGAGGAAUUGUAUUUCUUAUCUUUGCAUUGACAGUUUUAUUUGUCAAACCAGCAGAUGAAAUCUACUGAAAUAAGCUUUAAAAAAUGAAGUAUAUCUUAAUGCUAAAUGCAGAUGUUUGUACAGUAUUAUGAAAAUUUAUUUUUUUAAUCAAUAAUCAUCAAUACCAUUUUAUUGAUAUUUAUU